This is a messenger RNA of Aspergillus affinis, 1479 nucleotides long. RefSeq names its product RNA-dependent ATPase DBP3 (gene dbp3). The record is from RefSeq and is a predicted model, not a curated record. Lineage: Eukaryota; Fungi; Ascomycota; Eurotiomycetes; Eurotiales; Aspergillaceae. Bases 1 to 1479 code for a protein of 492 amino acids. Gene Ontology annotation, molecular function: ATP binding; RNA binding; RNA helicase activity. Gene Ontology annotation, cellular component: nucleolus. The transcript is spliced from 3 exons. Gene Ontology annotation, biological process: rRNA processing.
AUGGCGAAACGCACUCACCAGAGCGAAGAUAACCCACAGGUUAGAGAAAAGAAAAAGUCAAAGAGUAACGGACAUUCCGACAAGAAAGACAGGAAAGAUAAGAAGACCGAAUUGCAUCCCUCAGGCGAUGAUAUACCUCAAUCAGAAAUUGAUCAUUUUCUUGAGAAGAAUCUAAUCAAGAUCACCGAUACAGCAUCUGAAAAGGAGUCACCUCGCCCAAUUUUGUCCUUUUCUCAGCUCCCACCUCAUCAUGGUGACCUCUACAGCCCUCUGAGCUCGUUCACCGCCCCAACAUCCAUUCAGUCAACCACCUGGCCAUUACUCUUCGCCGGCCGAGAUGUCAUUGGCAUCGCGGAAACUGGGAGUGGAAAAACCCUUGCUUUCGGCCUCCCAUGUCUAAAGAAAAUGCAAGAAUCUGUCAACAAGUCGAAAUUCAAACCCGCUCGUCCUCUGGCUGUGAUCAUGUCUCCUACCCGAGAGCUAGCCAUGCAGAUAUACGAUCAACUCUUGAAAUUCACAAAAUCAAUUGACAUCCGCUUGGCCUGUAUCUACGGUGGUGUGAACAAGGAUGAGCAGCGUGAGAACCUAAAACGGGCGGCUGUUGUUGUUGCGACCCCCGGUAGACUGAAGGACCUUCAAAAUGACGGAUCAGUGGACCUGGGGAAAGUCAAGUACCUCGUUCUGGAUGAAGCCGAUCGUAUGCUUGACAAGGGUUUUGAACAGGAUAUUAAGGACAUCAUCCUCCCUAUGCCCACAUCCCGCCGUCAGACCGUUAUGUUCACGGCGACCUGGCCCCCUGUCGUGAGAGAUCUUGCAUCGACUUUCAUGAAUACACCGGUCACUGUUACUAUUGGUGGGGAACCAUCAGCCGAUCCACGGGCAAACUCGCGGAUAAAGCAAGUUGUGGAAGUGGUCAAACCGCAUGACAAGGAGUUUAGACUUGUUCAGUUACUGAACCAGUCUCAGCGCGCAGCGAAUCCGGACAAGGUUCUAGCGUUUUGCUUAUACAAGAAGGAGGCAAUGCGAAUUGAAAGGCUGCUCCGCGCAAAAGGAUUCCGAGUUGCCGGUAUCCAUGGUGAUUUGAGUCAGCAAGAAAGAUUCAAAAGUCUGGAUGCUUUCAAGACUGGAAAUGCUACAGUUCUCGUUGCAACUGAUGUGGCAGCUCGUGGUCUUGACAUACCCGCAGUUAAACUUGUCAUUAACGUCACGUUCCCGCUAACUGUGGAGGAUUAUGUGCAUCGGAUUGGCCGAACUGGCCGUGCUGGAGCCGAGGGUAACGCAAUAACCCUCUUUACAGAAACAGAUAAAGCUCAAUCCGGAGCGUUGAUCAACGUUCUCAAGGCCGCGAAUCAAGAGGUACCAGAAGAUCUUCUCAAAUUUGGCUCAACUGUCAAAAAGAAGCAACAUGGCGCAUAUGGCGCCUUCUUCAAGGAUGUCGACUCCAGCAAAGCAGCCACAAAGAUCACGUUUGAUGAUUGA